AUGGACGGCCCUACCCGGACUACAACCAGACUCUCUUCUUUCCACAGCCUCACCGUCAAUGAUGAAGCCACUACCAGCGACCAUGCUAAUCUCGCUCUCAUCCCUUCGUCCUCGUCAAGAGCAAGUUCCGUCACUGUCAAUGUACAAGAUGCCUACGCCCAACUCCAGCCCACAGUGCGCACACACGGCUGGAAGCCCGAGACGAUGCAGCCCACCGUGCUCCUCGCCCUCGCCCUUCGCCUCCGUCCUCCUCGCCGCGCGCUGCUCGAGACUCUCGCCCAAAAGAGCGCAGCCGACGGUGCACUCUGCCUCGUCUACGCAGCAGCCGACCUUUCCCCACUCGCGCAUCUAUACCUGCCAACCUUUACCGCCGUCUUGUACAGCUUGGGCGUGGAACUGGGUCGACCUCGACGUGAAGCGCAUGCAGCCCUGGCUGCAGCUCUCCCAGCCCGAGGGCGCGACGGGACGGGCUCGUUGUUCUUUGGACUAUCCGGUGAACCUUUGCCACCGACCGCGCUCAGCCAAGCCGUUCCUGAACCGCGGCUACGCCAUCACCUGGCUCAACCAGGACUUGCCGGCCUUUACAACGCCGCAGUACGCUCUUCGUCCCUUUUCACCAUCGCCGUCAUUGGCCCCCUCGCCGGCCCAGCGCGUCGACAAACUGGACCGAUCGUGCAGACGCCCGACCCCAUGCCGCCACGCAACGGCCCCGUCAAGAUGAGCUUCCUCGACGGCCGCGGCUGCAACGCCACGGACAUUGUGCCGCACCCGGCCGCGUGGGCCGACCAGUCGCGCUCCAAGGGCCUGGCUGCCGGCCGCACCGCCUGGAACACCUUUCUCGCCACGUGGGGCACAUUAUUCCCGGUUAUCCAAUGGUGUCCAUUGGCCACCCGCUCUCGCCGAUGGGUGGGCUUUGCGCCGGGCUACUACACCGCGAGCAUCGCCCAGUACGCGGCGGACCUGCGCGUCAUGACCGAGGCCUACACUGCUGUGCACAAGAUGCUCUUCUCCGUCGCCUACGCCCAGCUUCUAGUCGACAAGCCCCCCCCCCCCCCCGCCGCCGCCGACGAGCAGAAGGAGAGGAGAGUUUGUCCAAAGGGCGCGUCUUCACAGCGCGGUACGGCGUCGUGGUCAACUGCACGUUUUCGGCGCUGGUCGAGGGUUUUUCUCGGCUUCGUCGCCAUGCUGGCGCUGCUGCUGCUGCUGCUUAGAGUGUGUCGCGGGAGCGCCUGCAUGCUGUCCGGGGGGAGGCCGUCGUCGCUGCAGGCCAAUGGUCGAGCUGGCGCGAAACAGCAGCGGCGGGGAGCCUUCAGGAUGUGUUCUCAUGCGGACAGGUCACAUGCGGGACGAGGAGCUCAGGCUGAGGCUGGGGGGGCAAAGGCGAUACGAGACCAAGGAAGCUUGGCAUGGUUGCGUUUCCGCACAUCAUCAACCAAAAAGGAGAGCUAG
Beauveria bassiana ARSEF 2860 is the source of this 1449-nucleotide messenger RNA. RefSeq lists its product as uncharacterized. The coding region runs from base 1 to 1449 and encodes 482 amino acids. The record is from RefSeq and is a predicted model, not a curated record. The transcript is spliced from 5 exons. Lineage: Eukaryota; Fungi; Ascomycota; Sordariomycetes; Hypocreales; Cordycipitaceae.